Myripristis murdjan (pinecone soldierfish) is the source of this 1899-nucleotide messenger RNA. Its product is annotated as kelch domain-containing protein 1-like. Gene Ontology annotation, molecular function: protein binding. Lineage: Eukaryota; Metazoa; Chordata; Actinopteri; Holocentriformes; Holocentridae. The transcript has 14 exons. The record is from RefSeq and is a predicted model, not a curated record. The coding region runs from base 433 to 1632 and encodes 399 amino acids.
GCUGUUUUACACAGAAAAUUUAAAUUUAAAUUUUCUGCUGUCAUGUGGUAGCCAUUGAAGUGUAAUGUUUGAAUUAUUUGCCUAUUGUAGAAGCUAGCACAGAGCACAAACUGCUUCACACACUGCCUCAAAGGUUUUAGUAAUUAAUUCAUAUAAUACAUAUAGGUGCAAAUAUAAUGGGUAAACUGCCCUCCAGCUGUCAUUAAGCAAACAACUCUGCCUAAUUUGAGGGUGUAAUGCAUAUUAUGAAUUUUACAUCACAGAGGUAUGCCUGCCUGAAAAGCUUGAUUAACGUUAUUCCACAGGGCAGCAGAGGCAGGUCUAGUUCCCUGAUCUGCAGCAUUUCCUGUUAGCAUUCCCGGCCGGGCUGCGGAGAGAAAACAUUCGUGUGCCGGAGUUCCUGCUCAGCCGCCCGACGCGCAGGCAGCAGGGAUGGAUGCUGAGAGGCGCCUGGAGAGGAGCAACCACACGGCGUUUCUGGACGACCACAUCAUGUACGUGUGGGGAGGCUACCAGGUGGUUGAUGGAAAUGACGUCGUUUGUCCCAGUGAUGAGAUAUGGCUGUUUGAUUUGGACUGCGGGACAUGGGAGCGAAGGGAGAUCACUGGUGACAUCCCCCCGGAGUUAUCUGGCUUCUGUGGCUCCUAUGUCAACGGCACACUCUACAUCUUUGCAGGAUGCGAUCCCUAUGGCUACACCAACCAUAUGUUCAGCGUGGACCUUACAGAGCAGCCUUACACAUGGAGAGAAGUGACCAACACCGGUGGAAACAAGCCGUCGCCACGAAGCAAACACACAUGCUGGGUCCACCGAGACAGGCUAAUCUACUUUGGAGGGUAUGCAUGUAAGACCUUACAGGAGGUCCGUAACACUUCCUCGUCAAAUUUCAUCGUCGAGGAGACAUCCUGGACAGCAAUUGGGAACACGCUGUUCAGGUGCUGGGGCUGGAACAACGAAGUCAGUGUGUUUGACAUACACACUGCUACAUGGAGUAUGCCAGAAACUCAGGGUCCCACUCCAGCACCCAGAGGCUUCCAUGCCACUGCCGUUCUGGGAAACAAAGGUUUCAUUUCGGGUGGCCUGGAAACCAAAGAGUUGGACCUGUUCUGCUUGGAUCUGGAAACCUGGACCUGGACUCAAUUUGACCUGCCUGCCUCCUGCGUACCCCCGGGGCGCUCGAUGCACACCAUGACCCCCACGUCAGAUCACACACUAUUCCUGUUUGGAGGUCUAGGGACAAGUGGAAAUCCUCUGUGUGAUGCCUGGUGUUUUGACUCUUUAAAGGGAGAGUGGACAGAGAGGACACACCCACACAGUGACAAACCCAGGCUGUGGCAUACAGCGUGCCAGGGUCGGGACGACGAUGUGGUCGUGUUUGGGGGAAGUCGCAACUAUUGUGUCCUCAUGGAUUCGGUGGCUGUCCUGAGGUCUCCAUGGCAACAACAGUGCAAUGAUGUGUUUAUGUUCCAGACGCAGCCAUACUCCCUCUCUAGACUGUGUGAGGACUUUAUAGGAAGACGUGCAGAGCUGUUCAGAGAGCUGCUGGACUGGCUCCCUUCAAAGCUGCAGAGGAGACUUGACAAGCGAUUGACCUUUUUCUCUGCUGACAAGCCAAUGCUAAAACAGGCCUGAUUUUAAUGCGACAGUCAUAGUGUUAACCAAAUUAUAUUUGUUUUUGUAUCAGUGUCAUUGUGUCUUUAUCUGGUAGACUUAAAUUCAUUCCUCUUUGUUAAACUAAAAGAAACUUCACCUGUUUUAACUUGAGCCUUAAGAUAUGCCUUGUGUAAAUACUGUUAUUUUUUAAAACUAAUUAUGAUUAGACAAAAUGUUAGUACGAGGUAUGUCUUUGGAUUCUGUGCAGUUUUGUUUACAGUUGAAUAAAGAUAUUGAUGUGUUGUA